AUGGAAAUGUUUUUGGUUUUUCAUGUCCUGGUGACCACCCCGGGAACUGGCUCACAGGACGAGGACUCCCCACGGAGACCCUGCCCCCAGAUGGGGGUUGGAGAGAAGGUGGUACCGUUCGCCCCACGCGUCCCGGAAAAUCGCCGGGGGCCGCUGGGCGUCAGCCAAGAGGCCGCGCGCUCGGCCCGGGCCGCCCCCGCCCGCGGCCCCACCCAGGCUCGCCCCGCGCCGUUGGCAACCAGGGAAGGGCGGGCGGCGCGGGGGCAGCACGGGCAGGGCCGCGCGCCGCGCUCACCGUCAGGCCGCGCAGCGCCGCCGAGGCCCCACCCCCGCCGCUCGGGACCCCGGAAGCGAGGUUCACGCGCAGGAGCGGACCGCGGGCCGCCGGAGCAAUCGGGGCCGCGGAGCAAUCGCCUCCGCCGCGCGGCGGGCAGAAACGCGGCGGGACCACUUCCGGCCCGGCUCACCCCGCGCGAUCCGGCCCCGCCCUGCCCCGACGCGCUCAGGUUCCGCUCGCGGGGCGGGACGCGGCGGCGCUUCCGGGGGCCCGGGCUCGCGCGCCCUCUAUACCUUGUUCCCCCGGAGCUGCGGCGCCUCCAGCCGUACGUGCGCCACAGGUGGCCGCGCCCCCCACGGAGGUCGAGUACGCGCGCGCCCUCGUGGUGCGCGCGCCACCUCCCGGCCCGGGUCCCCAGUGAGUGCCGCCCACCCAACCCCCCCCCGUCCCCCAACCCAGUCCCCACCCCACCCAGUACCCACAACCCAGUACCCCCACACCACCCCGACCCCUAA
Choloepus didactylus (southern two-toed sloth) is the source of this 792-nucleotide messenger RNA. Its product is annotated as vegetative cell wall protein gp1-like. The transcript has a single exon. The coding region runs from base 1 to 792 and encodes 263 amino acids. The record is from RefSeq and is a predicted model, not a curated record. NCBI's taxonomy places the organism in Eukaryota, Metazoa, Chordata, Mammalia, Pilosa, Megalonychidae.